Molecule: messenger RNA, 7841 nt
Organism: Paramuricea clavata
Lineage: Eukaryota; Metazoa; Cnidaria; Anthozoa; Malacalcyonacea; Plexauridae
Source: the annotation of a GenBank genome assembly
AUGGCAACAGCUCUGCCAACAUUCCCUUCCUUCGAUCCCAACGCGGACCAGGGAGCACCCGGCGUCAGAUUUAAGAAAUACAUCGCUCGUUUUCGAAAUUUGAUAGUUGCUACAGACAUCGAUGAUCCCAAACGUCAAAAGGCGCUCCUAUUACACUACAUCGGUGAAGAAGUCAAUGAUAUCUUUGAAACACUCACAGUCAGUGAACCGGCUGAAGGAGAAACAGUUCUAGACGUCACAAUCAAAGCACUAUCUGAAUACUUUACACCAAAGAAAAACCCUGUAUUCGAAGAAUAUAAAUUUUGCAACGCCAAACAAAACAACGACGAAGCUCUUAUGACGUACUAUACACGACUCAAACAACUUUCCCUCACCUGUGAAUUUCACGAUGCCGAUCGCGAAAUCAAAUCUCAGAUCAUCCAACACGGCCGCUCGCAACGACUUCGACGAAAAGCUUUAAUCGAUCCAACUAUAACCCUGGCAAAACUUCUAGAAAUGGGUAAAGCGGCGGAGCUAGCCGACUCGCAAGCAGCGAACUUAGAACGAACAGAGAACGUCAGCCAUUUCACAACCGGAAGUAGCAAAAACCACAACAAAGCACGCUUCCAAUCCCGGAGCCCCGGUACCAGGGUGAAAUGUCGUAAUUGUGGAGGCACAUACCCGCAUGAAGGCGGAAAAACUGCUUGCCCAGCAUACGGAAAGGAAUGUCGCUCCUGUGGAAAACUUAACCACUUACAGUCCGUAUGUCUCCAAGACAGACAACGUUCAAACCCCACCAAACCACGUCAGCGACGCUACCCGCAAACAGCCGAACGACAGGACGUCCGAGCGAUGGACAACACCGCAGAAACUGACUACAGCGAUGACAGCGACGAAGUUGGCGUGUUCCGAAUCAACGUCUACAACAUGACUUCGGAUCGCAACAAACACCCAUUAUUUGACGUCACCAUCGAGGGAACACUGCUGACCAUAAUGGCAGACUCUGGUUCCAGUAUCAAUAUUCUGGAUGAGCAAGAUUACAACAAGCUCUCCCCACGACCGAGUUUGGAGCAAACACGCAUCAAAGUCUAUCCUUACCAGACCGAGACACCCCUACCCGUCCUUGGGCAAUUUACCUCCACCGUCGCAUCGGAAACAGUCAACCGUACAGAGACAUUCUAUGUUGUGAAAGGAACCAGUGGGUCAUUGCUUAGCUGGCGCACUUCUACCGACCUGCAGCUACUCAAAGUCAUAAAGCCCAUUACACAUCAAAACCUUCCCACCGUUGAACAGCUCACCACCCAAUACCAGGACUUGUUCCAAGGACUCGGCAAGUUGAAAGAUUACCAAGUUCAGCUUCAUAUUGACGAAGGUGUACCACCAGUUGCCCAACCACACCGACGCGUGCCGUUCCAUUUGCGCAAACAACUUGAGGAACAGCUAAGUCAGGACGAAAAACUGGGUGUAAUCGAACGCGUGGAGGGCCCAACCCCCUGGGUAUCACCCAUUGUUGUGGCACCAAAGCCCAAGUCACCCGGAAAGGUCCGUGUAUGCGUUGACAUGCGUCGUGCAAACACAGCAGUCCAGCGUGAACGCCACAUCACCCCAACGAUCAAGGAAAUCAUCGGCGAUUUGAAUGGUGCAACUGUCUUUAGCAAACUCGACCUCAACCAGGGUUACAACCAACUAGAACUAGCCCCGGAAUCCAGGUACAUUACCACCUUCAGCACCCACCUUGGGCUCAUGCGCUACAAGCGACUCAACUUUGGAAUAUCUAGUGCCGCCGAAAUCUUUCAGAACGCCAUCCGCGAGAGUCUUGACGGCAUCCCGGGCGCAAUUAACAUCAGCGACGACAUACUCGUUUUUGGCAAGACCCAGAAGGAGCAUGAUCAAGCACUCGCAGCAGUGUUUCAGCGGCUUCGAGAACGCGGGCUGACCUUGAACAAACUCAAGUGCGAGUACAGCAAAAACAGCCUUGAGUUCUUCGGGUACGUUUUUGGUGCGGAUGGCAUGGCCCCCGAUCCAAAGAAAGUUCAAGAUAUUCUAAACCUCAAAGCUCCAACGUCAGUCACAGAAGUCCGUAGCCUGCUAGGCAUGACCAACUACUGUGCACGAUUCGUCGAGGGAUAUGCCACAAUUACUGAACCUCUGCGAGCCCUUACCCACAAGAGCCAUGCCUGGGAGUGGAUGGACAAGCAGGAACAUGCCCUGGCCCAGCUCCGGCAUGUGUUGGCCAAUGCACCUGUCACAGCGUACUUCAACCCUGAGAAAACAACUGAAAUCUCUGUUGAUGCAAGCCCGGUUGGGCUGGGCGCCAUCUUAACGCAAAUCGAUCCCACAACCAAAGUCAAGCGUAUCAUUGCAUAUGCCAGCCGGUCUCUGACCACCACCGAGCAACGCUACAGCCAGACUGAGCGCGAAGCCCUCGCUGUAGUAUGGGCAUGUGAACACUUUCACCUCUACAUUUACGGCAAGCCAGUCAAUGUCUACACAGACCACAAGCCCCUCGUUGCUAUCUAUGGCAACACGAACUCGAAACCACCUGCUCGCAUCGAAAGAUGGGCACUCAGACUUCAACCAUACCAGACCACCGUGUAUUACCGAAAAGGAGAAGAAAAUCCUGCAGACUAUAUGUCUAGGCACCCUUCCAGUCACACCGAACCCUGCAGCAGACAGGAAAAAGUUGCUGAAGAGUACAUAAAUUACAUUGCCACAACUUCAACACCAACUGCCCUCACCCUCAGCAUGAUUGCAGAGGCCACAGGACGUGACCCAACCCUCCGUGCCGUCAUAGACGCCGUUCAAUCAGGCAAGUGGCAUGAACUAGCCAAGCAUCCAAAGGUCGACACUGACACAUUUCACACAUACGAACGCCUCAAAGAUGAGUUAACCGUUGGAACAACAACCCAAGUAGUCAUUCGUGGAACGAAAUUAGUGAUUCCAAACAAGCUACAACGUCGCGUCGUGGACUUGGCUCACGAAGGUCACCAAGGCAUUACCAAAACCAAAUCCCUACUACGAGAGAAGGUGUGGUUCCCCGGAAUCAACAAAAUGGUCGAAGAACGAGUAAAAUCCUGUCUCGCAUGCCAAGUUGCAACCCCGGAGGCAGCACGUGAGCCGUUACAAAUGUCUACUCUGCCCGAUCAAGCGUGGGACGAGAUAAGCGUUGACUUUGCUGAACUCUCAACAGGGGACUACCUCUUGGUAGUAUCUGACGACUACUCACGCUAUCCAAUCGUUGAAGUUAUUCGUUCAGUGGCAGCCCAAGCUGUAAUUCCUAAACUCCAACACAUCUUUUCACAAUUUGGCAUUCCAGGAAUUCUGAAAUCCGAUAACGGUCCGCCGUUCAACUCCGAAGCCUUUGCAACUUUCGCCGCUAACCUGGGAUUUACCCACAGAAAGAUCACUCCCUAUUGGCCAAGAGCCAACGGCGAAGUAGAGCGGUUCAUGAGGACGGUAAAGAAGAUCGUGAAGAUUGCACUUACACAGCAGAAACCAUGGCGAGAAGAACUAACCAACUUCCUUCGGAACUUCAGAGCUACACCACACAGCUCAACUGGAAAGGCCCCAGCAACAGCCUUCUUCAAUCGCCAACUCCGAACGAAGCUACCCGAUGUACACACCAAUGCACGGGACCCAGCCGAGAUCCAAGAGACGGACCAGAAAGCCAAAAGAAAGAUGAAGAAAUAUGCUGACUCGAAAGCAUAUGUCAAGCCAUCAAGAGUACGACCUGGCGAUACCGUGGUCCUAAAGCGUGAUCCCUCACAUCGAAAGUCCGAAACCCCGUAUGAACCAAAGCCAUACAAAGUAAUCAGCUGCAAAGGCUCGAUGGUAACCGCCACGCAAGGAGAAAAGACAGUGACCAGAAACUCAUCGUUCUUCAAGCUCGUCAGACAACAAGAUGAACCAACGGAAGGCGACUCAACCGAUGGAGAACAUGAUAACCUCGAAGACACGGACGGUGAACCAGACAACACUGCACAGGCUGAGGAACAGCAACAAGAACCUCACCGUUAUCCUCAACGCGUUUGAGCGCCACCAAGACAUCCAGCAGACUAUGCAUAGCGCUGAAUAAGGAACUUAUUGUCGGACUAAUAAGCUCCCAGUACUUGUCACCGUGUCUGACAGACUGUAUUAAGACAUGCAUGCAUGUACUUUACGAAUCACAUUGAGUGAACCUUAUAUGGCAAACACUUAGUUGACAUUUGACUUUAAAUUUGGGUUCUUUUACUAGUUAUGUUUAGUGUGACUUUAGCACGUCUCUAAAUCCCAGUAAGGGAGGGAUGUAAUAUCCUAUGUUAUCACGUGGGGGACACGUGACAGGUGGACGGAUAUAGGCGGGAGAACAUGGAGACUCGAGAACAAAACUAGCUUGUAUAUUUGAUGUUCAAAGAGAAUAUUAUACCCAGGGGGGCGAAAAUCCUAGGAAUUUCGCCUCCCUUUAGGAAAUUCGCCCCCCUUUAAAAAAAGUUGAAACUUUUUAUUAUCCGGUCAGCAACGUCGCCGGAUUAAUCGGAACCAAAAAUUUCUACUGAUGACGCAUGCGCGGAUCUUAUUUUGUUCCGAUCCGCUGCCGCGUUGUGUUGAACACGUUGGGACGCAUUUAUAACGCGUGUUUCGCGUGGUGAAUAUCUCAUUUCAUAUUCACCGGAUGUGACGCACACCGACAGUGGUGACACUGGUUGUUACUGGUGACCCUGGCGGUUUACGAAACGGAAAAUUGCGUCGCCGUGUAGUAAUUGGGAAAACCUGUGGCAAAUUCCCUGACCUUACCUUGUCGUAAAUAUAAAUGGUGCCGAAUAUCAUCAAAACAUCAAAACAAUUGUGAAUAUUGUUAAACGCGAAAAUCAUAAUUAUUCAGAAAAUUUUAACUUGCAUCCAGAUCAUAGUACCUUUAGUAUUAUAGUUACAACAUUAGUAUGUUCGUAAUUCUUCUUUCAAUAUAAACUUUGUACGUUAUAUGUGCUAAUUUGUAAAGUGUCAAUUAGGAUUCUCAAACUCUGGCUACGAGGUUGUAACUAUAAAGCUUGGAAUUUUUUUUCGGUAUGGAAAAUUUAUGCAUCAUUAUGAUUUCAUGCGUGAUUAAAUUUAUUUUAAUUUAUAAAAAAGACGAAGUUGUAAUGGUUCGGCGUGGACUUAAAUACACCAAUUAAAAUUUGUAUUGCUUUGCCAGCCGUUCAUAUGGAACAUUUCAAACCUUCCCUCCUCCCCAUAUUACCAUAAAUCGCUUAUCUAACCUUUCGAUUGGGAGUAAGGUGGUUGACUAAAACAAUCUUUUUUCACUUUAAAGUCCACCUCGUUCGGAAACGAGGUUGCUUUGAAGUCUGGUAAUCAGAAAAAUUUGCCUUCGAAAAAAUUGAAAGACCCUUAACCACCGAUCUAUCUCUCUAGUGUGCAUACACGUUCUUCGUGCAUUUCUGUUCUUCGUGUAUUUUCUAUAAUAGGGCUGUCUCCAAACCGUUUUAUGUAAAGCCUUUGUCUCUUUUUGUCUCUUGUAGAGAGCCCAGAAUCGUGGAAAUGGGAAGAGAGUUCGAAUGUUCAUCGAGAGAAGUUCAUUAAGCUGCUCCAAUAUGGAAAAGACUAUCCGAAAGAGGUCAAGAACGUUAACGGAGUACGCGUUUGUUGCUCGAAGGAGUUUCUCAUUGGGAAGGGAAAUGAUGGCACUCGAGUCUAUGUAGGUUUAGGGAAAGAUGGAUACGAAAGGGCUGUAAAGCGUUUGCCUAGAGAUGCUUGCACUGGCGUAGCUGAACACGAAAAGAGGGUUUUGAACGAACUCAAUGCAACUAAGUCAAACUAUGUUGUAAAUUAUUGGUUUUUAGACGAACAAAGCGAUAAGGACUACUUAUUUUUAAUCAUGGAUUUAUGUGAGGAAACGUUGGCAAGUUUUGUUGCUGGUAACAGUUUGGAGGAUCUAGUAACAACUGCGCCAGAUAUCAUUCGGCAAGUUUUGAAAGGAUUGGCUGAUCUCCAUCGCCAUCCAAAGCCAGUUUUGCAUCGUGAUUUGAAACCAUCCAAUAUCCUGCGAGAUGUCGACGGUAAUUGGUUGCUGGCAGACUUUGGAAUCAGUCGAAUCUUAACGGCAGGUGCCACUACCCAUCCAAGUGAUCAGAGGGGAACGGAUGAUUGGAGAGCAGUUGAAUCUUCAUAUCAUUCGAAUUGCAUGACUGACAAUAGCAAAGUACGUUAUAAGAAAGAAUCCGAUAUUCAGGUAGGGUUUUGUUUGUGUUAAACACGAGUUAGAGUAAAUAAGUAUAGAUUUUACAUUGCUUUCAAAAGAAGGUUGCAGAACUUCAACGAGUGGUACGGGGCUUACUCAUAGAAAAUUAAUAAAUAUAGCUGCGUAGCUGAUCACAAACUAUGUUUCCAUUUAUAUUGGCAAUGAAUGUACUUAUAAAUCUGCCAUAUUGAAUUCGACUAGGAGUGUGCAAGUUCAGCACAAUCCUGCACACAAACAUCGCAACCAAAUUCCCUAGUAAAGCUGAUGUUUAACCAAAAUUAUUUAUUUAUUUUAUUCUUUCUGAAGCUGAAAUAAAGAAAACAUUUUCCUCAACGAAGUAUUUUUAAACCACAGCGUUUGAAAAUACUGACAUCAGUAAUGUAAUAGUUUUUAAAACUCUGUCAUUAAGAAGUGUCGGAUCAACUUUUCGGCAAUACAAAUUUUGCGUUGUUCUGUGCUGUGUCACAAUUUUCAAAGAAAACAUUUUUUCGUACAUAUAAGAAUAAUUCAGUAGUACAGUUUGCUUUUGUCACAUUUAGGUAGCCGGAAUGGUGGCAUUCUACAUUUUCACAAAAGGUGAACAUCCCUUUGGAGAAGGACGAUACCGACUUGGCAACUUACUUGAUGGUAAACCAGUUGGCUUGGACACGCUGAAAGAUCCUAUCUUGAAAGAUUUAUUAUCCUGGAUGCUGAGCCACAACCCGAAAGAUAGACCGUUGGCUGAAGAAGCGCUGAAACACCCUUACUUUCAAUCCAGGAGACAGAAGUUUGAAAUGCUUUGCAAAAUGGGAAACCAACAAGAGAUUAAAGCAGGCGACAACAACUCAGCUGUCGUACGAGAAUUGAAUAAUGACCCCACAGAUUGGAAAACUAGGAUGAGACCUGAUGUUCUGAAGUAUUUAUGUACUGAUUUCAUGAACGGGAAACCAAAAACAUUUUCUUAUAAGUCGUCGUGGACGGAGUGUUUACGACUUAUCCGAAAUGUCAACCAACACUGGCAUGACCGACCACGUCCAAUGCCUCAACCCGAAGCAUUCUAUGUAGUGGGUAAUCCCCAAGAAUACUUCCUCAACCUCUUCCCCAACAUUCCAGUUGAAGUUCACAGAAUUGUCAGGUCGUGUGAUUGGAAAGAACGACCUGACCUUAAGGAGUACUUCAUAUAAGAUACAAUAUGUGGUUUGUGUGCGCAUAAACUAACCUGAGAAGUUGUUUCAGACGGGAAAAACACUGAUCUAAAAGCUAGGGCUGCAUAUAGUGCAUCUGCUGUGCAUAAAUAAAACCAAUGGCGGCCAUAUUGUUGUGGUGGUGUUGACAUGUUAGAAGAGGUCCCAACAUUUCUUAGUUAUUGGUGUGAAAGGAGAAAUGUUGUAUUGAUAGUUAUUGGACAGCAGUGACCUCUCUUUCUUUUUGACCUCUUUUUCAAUAACUAAAAAUCGAAUCAAUAUGGCUGCCACGAGUCUUACGAACUCUGCAGUGCUUAAACGUUCUAAAACUCUUUAUAAAAAGUAUCGUAAGCUAUAUCUCUAUAAGUCAUGUUGCAUACAGUAUUUGCUUCAUAUAUUAAAACCAAUUUGAACAUGUAACGAUUCGAUUUUAACGGUUAUUCCACAUUCAAAAAUGUUUCCUCAUUGAAAAUAUUCUAGAC